CAGACAAAAGCAGUGCAGUUGUCGCACGACGCUCAUCAUCGUGGUAACUCUCGUCACGCUCUUUAAUCCAUCGAUCGUCGGUGUCUUUUUUAUCUGUGCAUGAAGAACUCAAUCGUAUGAGCACGUGAAUAAUAAUACACUAGUUAAAUAGAACAGCAUCUGUUUCAAAAUGUGGUCCUUGGUCGUCAUACUCGUCAGCGUACUGUGUGCAUUAAUACCAACUACGCAGUCUCAAGAUCCGUGCCAAGAUCCACAAGGUCAACAAGGUAUAUGUAUCAAUAUUAAGAGAUGUUCAUCGUUGUUAAAUCUUCUGCAAACAAAUUCCCAAGAUCCUCAAGUAGGCAACUAUCUCCGUUCUUCCGUUUGUGGCUACGAAAAUAGAGAUCCUCGAGUCUGUUGUCCGAGUAACGGAGGUACGGGUAACGACGUGAGUCGUGGAAGUCGACAAGAAAUUAUCAGCACUGAGUAUGGUCCUUUAUAUCCGCCCGAAUGCGGCUUUAGUAAUGCAUCGUUACGUAGAAUCGUCGGUGGUGAGGCAGCUCCUUUAGGUGCUUGGCCUUGGCUUACUACUCUGGGUUACACGCAUCCGAGAGAUCCGAGUGGCACGAGAUGGCUUUGCGGCGGUGUCCUAAUUUCAAGACGACACGUACUCACUGCUGGACAUUGCGUACACGGACGCAAUGAUCUAUACAAAGUGCGCAUUGGUGAUUUAGAUUUGAACAAUGACAAUGACGGAGCAUUUCCGUUUGAGGACUUCAUCGAGAGACGAGUGAUACAUCCUCAAUACAAUCCCACAACUUACACUAACGAUAUAGCGGUUCUCAAGACGACUCGGGAUGUGCCGUUUUCACUGGAUCUUCAUCCUAUUUGCCUUCCCGUGGAUGAUUUUCAUCGAAACAAGCGGUUAGAGAAUACGUAUCCUUUCGUUGCCGGUUGGGGAUCAGUUUAUUUCCGUGGACCCACAUCUAGUCACUUGAUGCAAAUACAAAUUCCUGUACGUACGGAAGAAGAAUGUAAAACCGCUUUCCAGAACUUUAAGACAACUGUAAUAGACAAUCGUGUUUUGUGCGCAGGCUAUGCAAGAGGUGGAAAAGAUGCUUGUCAGGGUGACAGUGGGGGGCCAUUGAUGUCUCCUAGCUCUAAAUACACUUAUAUAUAUUAUGUUACUGGAAUUGUAUCGUAUGGUUUCAAGUGCGCCGAGCCAGGUUUUCCGGGUGUAUACACAAGGGUUACAAGCUUCCUCGAUUUCAUCACCAGCCAAUUGGUGUAAAUUAAAUUAAAAUUAAAUCAACCCACAUGAAAAAAUUGACGAAGGAGUUUCGAAAAGUUCCUUAUAAAAUAAUUUUUCAUGCAGGAUCGCGAAGACUGUGUAUCUCACAUCAGAGAUACGUACACAUAUGUAACCACUUUUUACAUGAAAGGGGUACAAAAUAAAUUUCUAUGAUGCA
Molecule: messenger RNA, 1448 nt
Organism: Harpegnathos saltator (Jerdon's jumping ant)
Lineage: Eukaryota; Metazoa; Arthropoda; Insecta; Hymenoptera; Formicidae
Product: venom serine protease Bi-VSP
Exons: 7
Coding region: 170-1270 (366 amino acids)
Biological process (GO): proteolysis
Molecular function (GO): serine-type endopeptidase activity
Source: RefSeq, a predicted model, not a curated record